AAAGCAUAAUCGUUUCAGUAUUUAUAAUAUCAUGUGUGCGUGGAACCGUAUCAGCGAAUAAAACAGCACUACACAGCCUACAUAUCCGACAGUUGUGGCUGGGAAUUCACGAGUGAUACUUCCCGACUGAUACUUCACGAGUAUACUCAAUUUUCAUUGUGUCAAAGUAAAAGGUGACUAGGAAUUAUAAACUUGUGCAAGUACCAGCGAGCAACGAGUCGAUUGAAAGUGUUGGAUCGAAAGUGUGUCGUUCAUACGUCGUCGAUAGAGAAUCUAAAGAGAAUCGUCAUAUUUUUAUUAUGCUCGCUUGCGAAUUCAUCUGUACAAUUUGAGCAUUCAAUUUAAUCAAUUGACGGAGUGGAUGGCCGGUUGUACGACGCGAGAGAUGCUGGAAGCUAGAGAUAAUAAUAAAAAUGACGCGACAACAGUCAACAUGCUCGACGAAGGCUGCAGAAUUCAAUUAUGCGAAACGGAAGAGCUGAUGAAGCCCGAGUCACAACGGAAGUCACAACUGCGUAUCGAAUUCAACGAUCUCAAUUAUUCAGUUUUCCGUAACGGAAUCAAGAAAACGAUCUUACGCGAUGUGACCGGACACUUCGAACCAGGGAAGAUCACGGUGAUACUUGGUCCUUCCGGCGCGGGAAAGACGACGUUGCUGAAAAUCAUCUCGGGCGAACGAUGGACCAACGUCGACGGCACCGUCAUUGUAAACGGCGUCAAACAAAACAGAGGAACAUUUCGUAAACAGAUGUGUUACGUGCCGCAAGAAUUCGCUUUGCUGCCGUUCCUCACGACGAGAGAAACCCUCUACAUAGCGGCUCGCCUAAAGCUCGUUAAGCAAAGCGAGCAAAUGAUCGCUCGUCUGAUUGUAAGUACGAGAACGAUGAAAAGAAGUAGCCAUUGAAAUUAUGAAUCAUAUAAUCUGG
Formica exsecta is the source of this 926-nucleotide messenger RNA. RefSeq names its product ATP-binding cassette sub-family G member 1-like. Lineage: Eukaryota; Metazoa; Arthropoda; Insecta; Hymenoptera; Formicidae. The transcript is spliced from 2 exons. Gene Ontology annotation, molecular function: ATP hydrolysis activity; ATP binding. Gene Ontology annotation, cellular component: plasma membrane. The record is from RefSeq and is a predicted model, not a curated record. The coding region runs from base 362 to 904 and encodes 180 amino acids.